This is a messenger RNA of Quercus lobata, 1874 nucleotides long. Its product is annotated as RNI-like superfamily protein. Lineage: Eukaryota; Viridiplantae; Streptophyta; Magnoliopsida; Fagales; Fagaceae. Bases 168 to 1676 code for a protein of 502 amino acids. The transcript is spliced from 2 exons. Gene Ontology annotation, biological process: SCF-dependent proteasomal ubiquitin-dependent protein catabolic process. The record is from RefSeq and is a predicted model, not a curated record. Gene Ontology annotation, cellular component: SCF ubiquitin ligase complex.
UCUCCUCUGCUCGCCACAGGUGUUCCUCUUUUCUCUAUCUCUCUCUCUCUCUCUCUCUCUCUCUCUCUCCCAAAUCCCAAUAUCCCAUCUCACCAGAAAACGUACAAAUUAACAAACACAUACCCUUCUCUCUCUUUCAGUUCCACUUCCUUUCCAAACUGAAAACAAUGAUGUCUGAAGUGAAACAACAACCGCUAGCAAUCGAUGUAGAUUUGCCAGAAGAAUGUUGGGAACUCAUAUUCAAUCUCCUCCUCGACCACCACCGUCACUUCGAAUCACUCUCUUUGGUCUCCAAGCACUUUCUUGUUCUCACCAAUCAACUCCGAACUACCCUCACUGUCUCCGACCAAACCACUCCUUUCCUUCCUCGACUUCUCCGAAGAUUCCGACAUCUCAAAAACUUAGACUUCUGUGGGUUCCAUGGAGACCUCGAAAGCAUUCUUUGUCUGAUCGCCAAAUCCAAAUUGGACCUCGAAGCUCUGAAUAUUUCGAACCAGAAGAAUCUUCACUUGAAUGGGUUGCAUGUAUUGGGUUCAAAUAUGAAGAAUUUGAAGAGCUUGAAUUGCUCCAAGGUCUCUUUUUUGCAGGACAUUCAUCUAUUUGUUAUAGCAGCGUCAUUUCCACGUCUUGAAGAGCUUGAUAUCAGCUAUCCUGAGCACAAAAACAUCUUUUCCUCAAUUGGAUCAGAGGAUUCAGGACCAUUUUCGGGGCCCGUGACUGAUUUAGGAGUUGCAGAAUUGUCAUCGAGGCUCAAUAAUCUGAUCAAGAUCGACCUUUCAGAUGAACUGCUUAAUUCAAUUGUAGAAGCGUGUCUUCCAUUAAAUAAACUCAUUCUUGCUCGUUGCCAUGGUUUCACGUUUGCUGGAUUAUUAUUGCUAUCGAGUAAGUACCAUUCUCUUAGCUUGAUAAGUGUUGAAGGAGUGAAUUUCCUCACUGAUCAGAACAUAAAUGAAUUGUCAAAGUUUUUUUCUAAGUUAACCUCAAUAAACCUUGGCUUUUGUUCUAAACUGACCAAUUCGACUUUCUUUACUCUCACAAGAAAUUGUCCUUUGUUGAAUGAGAUCAAUAUGGAGAGGACAAACCUAGGCGAAGAAGAAUUUCCAACAAAAUUUGUGGUGAACCCUCAAGUUAAGUUUCUAAAUUUGGCUCAAAAUGGCAAAUUGAGUAACGAAAGUAUCAAAAGGUUUGUGGCCAUCUGCCCCAGUUUACAGGUGCUCAAUUUAAGCUCUUGUAGGGGUAUCACAGAAGAAGGCUUUGAAGAGAUUUUUAAGAGAUGCAGUGAGAUUAGGCACUUAGAGAUAAAUUAUUUUAGUGCGAUUACGGAUUUUGCAAUAGACUCUGAAGUUUCCAAAUUGGAGAAAUUGAGUGCAAGAGGAUCAGGGGUUAAUGAUGAAGCUUUGGCAAUGGUAGGAAAGAGAAGUUGCAGGCUAUUGAAUUUGGAUCUGGCAGGCUGCUUGAAUGUGACGGAAAAAGGGGUGAAAGAAGUGGUGAAGAACUGUAGAAAAUUGAGGGAGAUAAAUUUGAAGUGGUGUGACAAUGUGAAUAUUGAUAUUGUUGCUUGGAUGGUGAUUACGAGGCCAUCCCUGAGAAAAAUAAUCCCACCAUGUGGUUUUGUUCCUACGGAAAGCCAAAUGAAACUUUUCUUGAGUCAUGGCUGUUGUGUUUGUGAGGGCUAGCAUUUUGAAAGAACAUGGAAAGUCUCUUUUGGAUCUUUCUAGCUCUGUUUUAGUUACUUGUGGACAAAAUUGUUUGAAAAUAAGGAUUGUAGUAAAUUUACAAUUUUUUUUCUUUAUUUGUAAAUUGUAAUUUUAAAUUUAUAUAUGUAGCCACUCAUUUCUGUAUCCAAUGAUCAAUGUAAAAAAGGCUGUUAAGUA